CGUUCGGGCUUAUACAACGAAAGUGUAUGAUGACCCUGACAAGCUUCUUUUUAUAUCAUCGAUCUCCGACGUUAAGUAUGGCUUUACAUAUCUAGAUGGCACAGGAUUGAUGCAAUUAAUUCGUCAGGAUGGAAACAAUACUGACAAUAAUCUGUAUCGUGCUUAUCCACUUAAUAAUGGAUAUGUGUUGGUAACGCUGGCGAGCGCUAACAAAAGUGUUGUUGGAACGUUAGUCGAUUGGAGUGGGCGGGUGUUACAAAGUAAUGUAAUGCUUACUGAUGUUCCUGUCGACGGUGGAUCUCCACCGCUUGCAAAAACAAAUGUCAACGCAGAUAAAGAUUUUCUUGUGGCGACUCGUAAUAAGAAUGUGAUUUUAUGGAAAAUUUUUAGCGCACCCAAUAGCACGGGUAAAACAACCCAAUUGUACGAAGGCAGCAUCACAGGAGAUGACUACAACAUUCUCGUUGAUCACGAAAUCUUUUCUACUACAGAAGGCGGUUAUGGCAUAGCCCUUUUAAAACACAUACCAAAAUUCACUGAUGAUCCACGCAAUUCCAAAGUAUUCUAUGCUUAUCCACAAUGGCUCUUGUAUGUUACAUUCUGGCAACCCGGUGCUCAACAAUUUGACACCCCUCGUCUAGUUUGGCAGAACCCCAACCCAAUCCCGAAUAAUCGCUUUGUGAUAAACGGGUGCGCGGUGGCUGUUGACGGAACAGGAUAUUUUUGCAUCGUAAAAAUCCCUUCCGAAGAUGCUUAUGAUAACGUGAAAGUGUCAUUCCUGUCUACCGGUUCAGUAACUAAUGUCAAUGUUAUAGUGAAUGGCACUGCCAAUGGUACAACUGUGAAGGAAAUAUUUGGAAUACGGCAGAUGCCAUAUGGCGGAUUUCUGGUGGUAGAAGUCGACGUGGGUGCUUAUACCGGCUCACCUUAUUCCGUAUCUGUCAGAAAUAAUGAUGGAUCUAUUAUACAGACCUUUAAGUUGCCAGACGCAGGCGUUGGUGACUUUGCAGUAUUUCCGAAUAACACUAUGUGGACUGGAAGUCGGGGGUCGUCAAACACAUCAGUAGCUUUUGUACCCCUUCCUAAACUAUUGCAAGAAGAUGCAGGAUUCAAAAAUCUUCUUGUUGAUUCAUCAGUUCCGCCAUCAGGUUCAUUCGUCUCUUCAGAUACUACAAAUAUAACAUUGAUAUUCAGGAAACAAGUCGCUCUUUCGACACAAAAUAUUUCAAUUUACCAAGAGACAGACAGCGAUCCUAUUUUCAGACAAGGUUUCAGUGCGGAAUCUGGUUUCUGUUCUGUUACAUUAAAUGAAACGGCGGUAACAUGCAAAAUAUUUAAGAGUACUUUCAAUCAACCUGAUGCUACAUAUGAUGUUGUUGUGGAUAAUAAUUUCGUAAUGCUCAAGAGUUUGAACCAGCCACUUACCGGAGUGACGAAGGGCAAUUGGGUAUACCAUGGAGACACCACGACAGGUCUUUUAAGGCUGACACCUGAAGGAACGAGUUUAUUUGAACAAUUGUCUACCGAUGAUAGGAACUCUUUCUUGGACUCUAUGGUUACAAAGCUCACUGAGCUUGUCCCCAUUAAUCCGUCACGUAUAACCACCAACAGACGAAACCAACCUGACCCUAAUGCACCGACUCAUCAGACAUUGUUUCCAGUCACUCUCGGGGCGACGGACGAUAAGUCACAGAGAACGGUACAGCAGAUUAUUGAUGAUCUCGACGAAUUAAUUAAGAAUAAAGGUUAUAAUUCGUUUUCGCGGGAGUAUCCUACUAGCUAUCUGGAUGAAACGUAUGUGUUUUCACCUUCUGUCAAUUUGUGGGAUGCUUACAAAUUUCAACUACUUGCCUUUUUUGUUGGUCUAUGGGUAUUAGCAAUAAUAUACUUUUUGGCAAGACGAAAGUACCCAGAGGGUCAAAAUUUCAUGAUCGUGAAGCUUACAAUAAUACUUGUAGAUUUGAGUCUCGACAUAGCAUUUGUACUCUUAAGUGCAAAAAACGUUCCGCAAAUAUAUACACCAAGGUACUAUCAUGUAGUUUACGAUUAUUGCGAUCUUGCAUUUUCAAUAUUAAUGAAGGAAAUAAGUAAAAAUGUGAAAUUUCAGGAAUGGUUUAGUAAGAAUGUAAGAGUUGCCUCAGUGUCUACGCUAUUAGCCGGUGCCGAUGUUGAGGUUAUUACAUUAAUCGGAUCCAAAUUUGCUGGUUUGAAAAUGUUUUCUGCACCUUUGUCAAAGAUUGCACUGAAUCAGGUUUUCUGGGUUAGCACAUUAAAUUUGGUUAUUGAAGAUAUUCCUCAGUUGAUUAUUCAGAUACUGUAUAGAGAUCUAACAGUCUCAUAUGAUAUCAUUCCACUUUUGUCAUUAGUAAUGAGCUCCAUCGUCUUGACGUCUAAUAUUGUUGGACGUGUUUAUGAUGGAUGUAUAAGAUGGAAAGAAAGGAAGCGAAGACACAGUAUACCAAAAGAUGAAAUGCUUGUCACUUCUGAUGUACAAGAGGAUGAAUAA
This is a messenger RNA of Acaulospora morrowiae, 2506 nucleotides long. The record is from the annotation of a GenBank genome assembly. NCBI's taxonomy places the organism in Eukaryota, Fungi, Glomeromycota, Glomeromycetes, Diversisporales, Acaulosporaceae.